AUGGCGAAAAGAUCCUCUCUGCCGAGGACUAUGGCCUCAAAAAUGAAAAUCUCAUCAUCAAGUUCUUCUCAACCCCUUCAAACCUCAAUAUUUCCAUCAAACUUGGCAUUCGCGAGGGCUUUUGGUUUCAACGUACCCAAAACGGCGCCGUACUUACCGAGCAUCUCCGGUGGACAAUGGGUUGUUCUACACAAAAGUAUAGGCAUCUCCGCCAUGCACAUGCAACUUCUCUACAACAACAAGGUGGUCAUCUUCGACAGAACCGACUUUGGCCCUUCCAACCUCUCUCUCCCCUCCGGCAAGUGUCGGUACAACGAUGAGGCUAUAGCAGUGGAUUGCACCGCUCAUUCUCUUCUAUACGACGUUGCUUCCGAUACUUAUAGGCCUCUCAUGGUGCAGACCGACGUGUGGUGUUCUUCUGGAGCUUUACACCCCGACGGAACCCUAGUACAAACUGGUGGUUACCUUGGUGGUGCUAAAAAAAUUCGCUUGUUCUCCCCGUGCAAUGACGAUGAUUGUGACUGGAUUGAAUUGCCGCAAGACCUAAAGGUUCAAAGAUGGUAUGCUUCGAAUCAUAUACUCCCCGAUGGACGUGUAAUUAUUGUUGGAGGACGAAGAGCUUUUAGCUAUGAGUUCUUCCCGAAGGAUUCACAGAAAACCUUGGAAGUUUAUCAACUUCCAUUCUUGAAGGAAACAACAGACCCGAAAGAAGAGAACAAUCUCUAUCCAUUCUUGCACAUUAUGCCCGAUGGAAAUCUUUUUAUUUUCGCGAAUCAACGUUCGAUAUUGCUUGAUUACGUUAAUAAUCGUAUCCUUAAGGAGUUUCCGGCAAUUCCUGGUGCAAAAAGGACGUACCCAUCAACUGGUUCGUCGGUGUUGCUUCCUUUCCGGUUAACCGGCGGCGAUGGAGCUGAGUUGCCGGAGGUGGAGGUGAUGAUAUGCGGUGGUGCACAGGGAGGUUCCUUCACGAAGGCUGAGAAAGGUGUCUUCGUGGCAGCAUCAAAUACAUGUGGAAGAUUGAAGCUCACAGACCCUAAAUCCCAAUGGGUGAUGGAAGAAAUGCCUAUGGGUCGGGUCAUGCCCGACAUGCUAUUGUUACCUACGGGUGACAUUAUCAUCCUCAAUGGUGCUUCGAAAGGAACAGCCGGGUGGGAAGAUGGAGAUGACCCGGUACUGACCCCGGUACUAUACAUGCCCAAUCAACCCGACAAGGAGCGUAGAUUCAUUGUGCUCAACCCUAGCACAAUUCCGAGAAUGUACCACUCAGGUGCGAUUUUGUUGGCAGAUGGCAGAAUAUUAGUGGGCGGAAGUAAUCCACAUGCAAAAUACAAAUUCAGUGGAACAAAAUACCCAACUGAAUUGAGUUUGGAAGCGUUUUCACCGCAUUACUUGGGACCACAAUACACGCUUCUGCGCCCUUCAAUGUUAUCAUUGGGGUCCACAAAUAAGGGAAUAUCAUACGGUCAGAAAUUCUCAAUCAAGUUUACUUUGAGUUUGGGCAGUCAAGGUUUCACCGUAACGCUGAUUGCACCCUCGUUCACCACACACUCCUUUGCAAUGAAUCAGCGACUAUUAGUGUUGGACAUAGUAGAGGUACAACAGUUAUCUGCAUUUGGGUACCAAGUUUCUGUGUAUGCGCCACCAACAAGGAAUAUUGCACCCCCGGGAUAUUAUAUGCUGUUUGUGGUCCAUGAUGGAGUCCCUGGACAAGCUGUUUGGAUCAAGCUGAAUUGA
Messenger RNA from Ilex paraguariensis (yerba mate), 1734 nucleotides. Lineage: Eukaryota; Viridiplantae; Streptophyta; Magnoliopsida; Aquifoliales; Aquifoliaceae. The record is from the annotation of a GenBank genome assembly.